GAGACUAUAAGUAUGGGACGGAAGGAGCAUUUAAUUAGAUGGUGGAGUUGAUAAAUUACUAAAAAUGACAAUAGUAUCUCUUAAAUAAAUACGGUAAAGAGAAGAUUUCUUCAUUUCUUCACAGACAUUGGAGACUAUAUUUGGCACAGGCAUUUUUUAAGAGGUGAAAAAAGUUUGAUUUACUUGGAAUGGAUCAGUUCGAUGAUUACUACAAGAAUAGAUUACAAGCACUUUUGCGUGCUGCCUAUGCGACAAGGUUUGUGAAGGAUGACAAUGUACCAUGUCAAAUUGAAGAGGAUCUCUUUGUAGGGUCUAUUGGAGCGGCAAACAACAAAGCUGCGUUGAAGAGGAAUAAUAUUACUCGCAUCUUGACUGUGGCUGGUUCGAUGGCCCCUGCUUAUCCAAAUGACUUCACAUAUAAGGUCAUUGAAGUUGCGGACAGAGAAGAUACUGAUCUAUGUCAGUACUUUGAUGAAUGUAUUGAUUUCAUUGAGGAAGCUAAAAGGUCAGGUGGCGGAGUAUUUGUUCACUGCUUUGUGGGGAGAUCUAGAAGUGUGACAAUAAUUCUUGCUUAUCUGAUCAAGAAACGUGGCAUGAUUCUAUCUCAAGCUCUUGAAUAUGUGAGAAGCAAAAGACCGCAGGCAUCACCUAAUGCCGGCUUCAUAAAGCAGCUUCAGAAGUAUGAACAAUCACUACGAGUUUCCAAGACACAAGAAUCAGCUAGUCAGCCAAGGAAUGUCCCGAUUGAGGGUUGCGGAGAAAUGUGAGUGGCUUGUAGAUCAAAUAUCAAUGACAGUUCUGAAACCAAAAGUGUAUGUAUCAACGAACACACCAUAUCUUAUUUAAUAUUUAUACUUGUAUACUAAGUGAUUUCUGUGCCGUAUUCUGUAAUAAAUUGAAAUUUACCUUCUGCAUUAGUACUUCACUACUUUGUAAUGGCGCAUGCUUCAACUGAGGAACUUAUAGUAUAUGCUUUAUUUUUACAUAA
Spinacia oleracea (spinach) is the source of this 988-nucleotide messenger RNA. RefSeq names its product dual specificity protein phosphatase 1. Gene Ontology annotation, molecular function: MAP kinase tyrosine/serine/threonine phosphatase activity; protein tyrosine/threonine phosphatase activity; MAP kinase tyrosine phosphatase activity. The record is from RefSeq and is a predicted model, not a curated record. Lineage: Eukaryota; Viridiplantae; Streptophyta; Magnoliopsida; Caryophyllales; Amaranthaceae. The transcript is spliced from 7 exons. Gene Ontology annotation, biological process: negative regulation of MAPK cascade; peptidyl-tyrosine dephosphorylation. Gene Ontology annotation, cellular component: cytoplasm. The coding region runs from base 189 to 767 and encodes 192 amino acids.